GGCGCCGGGUGCCAGCGGGGAGGAGACUCGCGCCCCCGCCGACCAACACCACCACCCGGCCGCGGCCCUGCUCCUCUGCGCCCUCGCCGCCCUGCGAGCCGCAGCUCCCGCUCCCGCUCCCGGCCCGUCGCCGUCCCCGGAGCCCGACCCCCGCCCGCCAGCCCGCCGGCCGCGCCGGCCCCGGUGGAGACGCGCGUCCUCGCGAUCCUCCCGCGCCCCCAGCCCAGUGCCUGGCUUGGGCCGCUCCUGGGAGCCCCUCGCCCUCUCCGAGCCGGCCCGCCCUCGCGUCCUGCUCGGCGCUGAGCGGCGCUCCGAGUGCCCGCCGACAUGAGCUGCAACGGAGGCUCCCACCCGCGGAUCAACACGCUGGGCCGCAUGACCCGCGCCGAGUCCGGCCCCGACCUGCGCUACGAGAUGACCUGCGGCGGCGGCGGCGGGGGCGGCGGCGGCGGCGGCGGCGGGGGCACCAGCAGGAUGUACUACUCCCGGCGCUGCACGGUCACCGACCAGAACUCGGACGGCUACUGUCAAACGGGGACGAUGUCCAGGCACCAGAACCAGAACACCAUCCAGGAGCUUCUGCAGAACUGCGCCGAUUGCCUGAUGCGAGCAGAGCUGAUCGUGCAGCCUGAACUGAAGUAUGGCGAUGGGAUACAGCUGGCUCGGAGCAGAGAGCUGGAUGAGUGUUUUGCUCAGGCCAACGAUCACAUGGAAAUUACCGAUAGCUUGAUCAGAGAGAUGCGGCAGAUGGGCCAGCCCUGUGAUGCUUAUCAGAAAAGACUGCUGCAGCUCCAGGAGCAAAUGCGAGCCCUUUACAAAGCCAUCAGUGCCCCUCGCGUCCGAAGGGCCAGCUCCAAGGGAGGUGGAGGCUACACCUGCCAGAGUGGCUCCGGGUGGGAUGAAGUCACCAGGCGCCUCACCAGCGAGUGCCUGGGCUGGAUGCGGCAGCAGCGGGCGGAGAUGGACAUGAUGACCUGGGGCGUGGAUCUGGCCUCCGUGGAGCAGCACAUCAACAGCCACAGGAGCAUCCACAACUCCAUCGGGGACUAUCGCUGGCAGCUGGACAAGAUUAAAGCCGACCUGCGUGAGAAAGCUGCAAUCUACCAGUUGGAGGAGGAGUAUGAAAACCUGCUGAAAGCAUCCUUUGAGAGGAUGGACCACCUGCGACAGCUGCAGAAUAUCAUUCAGGCCACCUCCCGGGAGAUCAUGUGGAUCAACGACUGUGAGGAGGAGGAGCUGCUGUAUGAUUGGAGUGACAGGAACACCAACAUCGCUCAGAAGCAGGAGGCCUUCUCUAUACGCAUGAGUCAGCUGGAAGUUAAGGAAAAAGAGCUCAAUAAGCUUAAACAAGAAAGUGACCAACUUGUCCUCAAUCAGCAUCCAGCUUCAGACAAAAUUGAGGCGUACAUGGAUACUCUGCAGACACAGUGGAGCUGGAUUCUUCAGAUUACCAAAUGCAUCGAUGUUCAUCUCAAAGAAAAUGCUGCCUACUUUCAGUUUUUUGAAGAGGCCCAGUCGACGGAAGCCUACCUGAAGGGUCUCCAAGACUCCAUCAGGAGGAAGUACCUGUGUGACAAGAACACGCCCCUGCAGCGUCUGCUGGAGCAGAUCAAGGAGCUGGAGAAAGAACGGGAGAAAAUCCUUGAAUACAAGCGCCAGGUGCAGAGCUUGGUAAACAAGUCCAAGAAGAUCGUGCAGCUGAAACCUCGGAACCCUGACUACAGAAGCAAUAAACCCAUCAUUCUCAGGGCUCUCUGUGACUACAAACAGGACCAGAAAAUCGUCCACAAAGGGGACGAGUGCAUCCUGAAGGACAACAGCGAGAGGAGCAAGUGGUACGUGACCGGCCCGGGGGGUGUGGACAUGCUCGUGCCCUCCGUGAGCCUCAUCAUUCCUCCGCCCAACCCCCUGGCCGUGGACCUCUCCAGCAAGAUCGAGCAGUACUAUGAGGCCAUCCUGGCCCUGUGGAACCAGCUCUACAUCAACAUGAAGAGCUUGGUGUCCUGGCACUACUGCAUGAUCGACAUCGAGAAGAUCAAGGCCAUGACCAUCGCCAAGCUGAAAACGAUGCGACAGGAAGAUUACAUGAAGACAAUAUCCGACCUUGAGCUGCAUUACCAAGAGUUCAUCAGGAACAGCCAAGGCUCCGAGAUGUUCGGAGACGAUGACAAGCGGAGGAUGCAGACCCAGUUCACGGACGCCCAGAAGCACUACCAGACCCUGGUCAUACAGCUCCCCGGCUACGCCCAGCACCGGACAGUAACCACAACUGAAAUCAUUCAUCCUGAUUCCUGCCAAAACGUUGAAACCAACAGAGAGAAUGACAAGCAGGAAACCUGGAUGCUGAUGGAGCUUCAGAAGGUUCGUAGGCAGGUGGAGCUCUGCGAGAGCAGAAUGACCCUCAAAAACAUCCCUCUGGCAGAUCAGGCAUCCUCGCACCACAUCACAGUGAAGAUAAAUGAGCUGAAGAGCGUACAGAAUGAUUCUCAAGCAAUUGCUCAAGUUCUCAACCAGCUGAAAGACAUGCUUGCGAACUUCAGAGGUUCAGAAAAAUACUGCUAUUUGCAGAAUGAGGUGUUUGGAUUGUUUCAGAAACUGGAAAAUAUCAAUGGCGUUACCGACGGCUAUUUAAAUAGCUUGUGUGUGGUGAGAGCACUCCUGCAGGCCAUUCUUCAGACAGAAGACAUGUUGAAGGUGUACGAAGCCAGGCUCACUGAGGAGGAGACGGUUUGCCUGGAUCUGGAUAAAAUGGAAGCUUACCGCUGUGGACUGAAGAAAAUUAAAAACGACUUGAACUUGAAGAAGUCCUUGUUGGCCACCAUGAAAACAGAACUGCAGAAAGCCCAGCAGAUCCACUCCCAGACUUCACAGCAGUAUCCGCUGUAUGACCUGGACCUGGGCAAGUUCAGCGAAAAAGUCACACAGCUGACAGAUCGCUGGCAAAGAAUCGAUAAGCAGAUAGACUACAGGUUAUGGGACCUGGAGAAGCAAAUCAAGCAACUGAAUAAUUACCGUGACAACUAUCAGACUUUCUGCAAGUGGCUCUAUGAUGCCAAACGCCGCCAGGAUAACUUAGAAUCCAUGAAGUUUGGCGAUUCCAACACGGUCAUGCGAUUUUUGAAUGAGCAGAAGAACUUGCACAGUGAAAUAAGUGGCAAACGAGACAAAUCUGAAGAAGUACAAAAAAUUGCUGAACUUUGUGCAAAUUCGAUUAAGGAUUACGAAAUGCAGCUGGCGUCAUACGCCUCGGGACUGGAAACUCUACUGAACAUACCUAUCAAGAGAACCAUGGUCCAGUCUCCUUCUGGGGUGAUUCUGCAAGAGGCUGCAGAUAUGCAUGCUCGGUACAUAGAACUUCUUACACGGUCUGGAGACUAUUACAGAUUCUUAAGUGAGAUGCUGAAGAGUUUGGAAGAUCUGAAGCUGAAAAAUACCAAGAUCGAAGUUUUGGAAGAGGAGCUCAGGCUGGCCCGCGACGCCAACUCCGAAAACUGCAAUAAGAACAAAUUUCUGGAUCAGAACCUGCAGAAAUACCAGGUGGAGUGCUCCCAAUUCAAAGCAAAGCUCGUGAGCCUGGAGGAGCUGAAGAGACAGGCCGAGCUGGAUGGCAAGUCAGCCAAGCAGAACCUCGACAAGUGCUACGGCCAAAUCAAAGAGCUCAACGAGAAGAUCACCCGGCUGACUUACGAGAUUGAGGAUGAAAAGCGAAGAAGAAAGACCGUGGAAGACAGGUUUGACCAACAGAAGAGUGACUACGACCAGCUGCAGAAAGCGAGGCAGAGCGAGAAGGAGAGCCUCGGCUGGCAGAAAAUGGAGUCUGAGAAGGCCAUCAAGGAGAAGGAGUUCGAGAUAGAGAGGUUGAGGGUUCUUCUGCAAGAGGAGGGCACCCGGAAGAGAGAAUAUGAAAAUGAGCUGGCAAAGGUAAGAAACCACUAUAAUGAGGAGAUGAGUAAUUUAAGGAACAAGUAUGAGACAGAGAUUAACAUCACAAAGACCACCAUCAAGGAGAUAUCCAUGCAGAAAGAGGAUGAUUCCAAAAACCUCCGCAACCAGCUCGAUAGACUCUCGAGGGAGAACCGAGAUCUGAAGGACGAGAUCAUCCGGCUCAAUGACAGCAUCCUGCAGACCACCGAGCAGCGGAGGCGGGCAGAAGAGGAUGCCCUGCAGCAGAAGGCCUGUGGCUCCGAGAUGCUGCAGAAGAAGCAGCAUCUGGAGAUCGAGCUGAAGCAGGUCAUCCAGCAGCGCUCCGAGGACAAUGCCAGGCACAAGCAGUCCCUGGAGGAGGCUGCCAAGACCAUCCAGGACAAAAAUAAGGAGAUCGAAAGACUCAAAGCUGAGUUUCAGGAGGAGGCCAAGCGCCGCUGGGAGUAUGAGAGUGAACUUGCUAAGGUAAGGAACAGUUACGAUGAGGAGAUCAUUAGCUUAAAGAACCAGUUCGAGACGGAGAUCAGCGUCACCAAGACGACCAUCCACCAGCUCACCCUACAGAAGGAGGAGGACACCAGCGGCUACCGAGCCCAGAUAGACAACCUCACCAGGGACAACCGGAGCCUCUCGGAAGAAGUAAAGAGGCUGAAGAACACUCUAGCCCAGACCACAGAGAACCUCAGAAGGGUCGAAGAGAACAUCCAACAGCAGAAGGCCACGGGCUCAGAGAUGUCACAGCGGAAACAGCAGCUGGAGAUUGAGCUGAGGCAGGUCACGCAGAUGCGGACGGAAGAGAGCGUGAGAUACAAGCAGUCUCUGGAUGAUGCCUCCAAGACCAUCCAGGAUAAAAACAAGGAGAUAGAUAGGCUAAAGCAGCUGAUAGCGACCGAAACAAACCAACGGAAGCACCUGGAGGAUGAAAACGCCAAAUUGCAGAGGGCUCAGUGUGAGCUGCAGAAAGCCCACAGCAGCGCCACGGAGACCAUCAGCAAACUGAAGGUGCAGGAGCAGGAGCUGUUGCGUCUGAGGAUGGACUACGAGCGGGUGUCCCAGGAGAGGACCAUCAAGGACCAGGACAUUGCCCGCUUCCAGAUCUCCCUGAAGGAGCUGCAGCUACAGAAGCAGAAGGCGGAGGAGGAGAUGACUCGGCUGAAGAGGGUGGCCUCUGAGGACUCCUCCAAGAGGAAGAAGCUGGAGGAUGAGCUGGAGACCCUGCGGAGGUCCCUGAAGGAGCAGGCGAUCAAAGUCACCAGCCUGACCCAGCAGCUGGAGCAGGCGUCCAUCGUCAAGAAGAGGAGUGAGGAUGAGCUGCGGCAGCAGCGGGACGUGCUGGACGGUCACCUGCGGGAUAAGCAGAGGACCCAGGACGAGCUGCGGAGGCUGGCCUCCGAGGUCGAGGCCCUGCGGCGGCAGCUGCUGCAGGAGCAGGAGAACGUCAGGCAGGCGCAGGUGCGGAACGAGCACUUCCAGAAGGCCAUCGAGGACAAGAGCAGGAGCCUGAACGAGAGCAAAAUUGAAAUUGAGAGGCUGCAGUCGCUGACUGAGAACCUCACUAAGGAGCACCUGAUGCUGGAGGAGGAACUGCGGAACCUCCGGCUGGAGUACGACGACCUCCGGCGGAGCCGUGUCGAGGCCGACCAUGACAAAAACGCCACCAUCUUGGAGCUCCGGAGCCAGCUGCAGAUCAGCAACAACCGGACCCUGGAGCUGCAGGGGCUGAUUAAUGAUUUACAGAGAGAGAGGGAAAAUUUGAGACAGGAAAUUGAGAAAUUCCAAAAGCAGGCGUUAGAGGCCUCUAAUAGGAUUCAGGAAUCCAAGAAUCAGUGCUCUCAGGUGGUGCAGGAGAGAGAGAGCCUCCUGGUGAAAAUCAAAGUUCUGGAGCAAGACAAGGCCAGGCUGCAGAGGCUGGAGGAGGAGCUGAAUCGUGCCAAAGCGACCCUGGAGGCAGAAAGCAGGCUGAAACAGCGCCUGGAGUGCGAGAAACAGCAGAUCCAGAAUGACCUGAACCAGUGGAAGACGCAGUAUACCCGCAAGGAGGAGGUCAUUAGGAAGAUAGAGUCGGAACGAGAGAAGAGCGAGAGAGAGAAGAACAGCCUUAGGAGCGAGAUCGAAAGACUCCAGGCAGAGAUCAAGAGGAUCGAGGAGAGGUGCCGGCGGAAGCUGGAGGACUCCAGCAGGGAGACCCAGUCCCAGCUGGAGACCGAGCGCUCCCGGCUGCAGCGGGAAAUCGACAAACUCAAGCAGCGCCCGUAUGGGUCCCACCGCGAGACCCAGACUGAAUACGAGUGGUCCGUUGACUCCUCGAAGCUGGUGUUUGAUGGACUGAGGAAGAAGGUGACAGCCAUGCAGCUGUACGAGUGCCAGGUCAUUGACAAAACAACCUUGGACAAGCUGCUGAAGGGGAAAAAGUCCGUGGAGGAAGUUGCUUCUGAGAUCCAGCCUUUCCUUCGGGGAGCAGGAGCUAUCGCCGGAGCGUCCGCUUCCCCUAAGGAGAAGUACUCUUUGGUAGAGGCCAAGAGAAAGAAAUUGAUCACCCCAGAAUCCACAGUCAUGCUUCUGGAGGCCCAGGCAGCCACCGGCGGUAUAAUUGAUCCCCACAGGAACGAGAAGCUGACUGUUGACAGUGCCGUAGCUCGGGACCUCAUCGACUUUGAUGACCGCCAGCAGAUAUACACGGCAGAGAAAGCCAUUACUGGGUUUGAUGACCCAUUUUCAGGCAAGACGGUGGCUGUGGCGGAAGCCAUCAAGAAAAAUCUGAUUGAUCGAGAAACUGGAAUGCGUCUGCUGGAAGCCCAGAUUGCUUCAGGGGGUGUGGUGGACCCAGUGAACAGCGUCUUUCUGCCGAAAGAUGUAGCCUUGGCUCGUGGGCUGAUCGACAGAGAUCUGUAUCGGUCCCUGAACGAUCCCCGAGACAGUCAGAAGAACUUCGUGGAUCCGGUCACCAAAAAGAAGGUCAGUUACAUGCAGCUGAGGGACCGGUGCAGAAUCGAACCGCACACUGGCCUGCUGCUGCUGUCAGUACAGAAGAGAAGCAUGUCCUUCCAAGGAAUCAGACAACCCGUGACCAUCUCUGAGCUGAUCGAUUCUGGUAUAUUGAGACCAUCCACUAUCAAUGAACUGGAAUCAGGUGAGAUUUCUUAUGAUGAGGUUGGUGAGAGAAUUAAGGACUUCCUUCAGGGUUCAAGCUGCAUCGCAGGCAUCUACAAUGAGGCCACGAAACAGAAGCUUGGCAUUUAUGAGGCCAUGAAAAUUGGCUUGGUCCGACCCGGUACUGCCCUGGAGCUGCUGGAAGCGCAGGCAGCUACUGGCUUCAUAGUGGAUCCUGUUAGCAACUUGAGGUUACCGGUGGAGGAAGCCUACAAAAGAGGUCUGGUGGGUAUCGAGUUCAAGGAGAAGCUCCUGUCUGCAGAACGAGCUGUCACCGGGUACAAAGACCCUGAAACGGGAAACAUCAUCUCCUUGUUCCAAGCCAUGAACAAAGAACUCAUCGAAAAGGGCCAUGGCAUUCGCUUGCUGGAAGCACAGAUUGCAACCGGUGGGAUCAUCGACCCGAAGGAAAGCCAUCGCCUGCCCGUUGACAUAGCCUACAAGAGGGGCUACUUCAACGAGGAGCUCAAUGAGAUUCUCUCGGAUCCAAGUGAUGAUACAAAAGGAUUCUUUGACCCAAACACUGAAGAAAACCUUACAUAUCUGCAACUGAAAGAAAGAUGCAUUAAGGAUGAGGCUACGGGGCUCUGUCUUCUGCCCCUGAAAGAAAAGAAGAAGCAGGUGCAGACAUCCCAAAAGAAUACCCUCAGAAAGCGCAGGGUGGUCAUAGUUGACCCAGAAACCAACAAGGAGAUGUCUGUGCAGGAGGCCUACAAGAAGGGCCUCAUCGAUUACGAAACCUUCAAAGAACUGUGUGAGCAGGAGUGUGAGUGGGAAGAAAUAACCAUCACUGGAUCGGAUGGCUCCACCCGGGUGGUCCUGGUCGACAGGAAGACGGGCAGCCAGUACGAUAUUCAAGAUGCUAUCGACAAGGGCCUCAUCGACAGGAAGUUCUUUGACCAGUACCGAUCCGGCAGCCUCAGCCUCACUCAGUUUGCCGAUAUGAUCUCCUUGAAGAACGGUGUCGGCGGCAGCAGUGGCAUCGGAGGUGGCCUCAGCGAUGACGUCUUUAGCAGCUCCCGACACGAGUCCGUAAGUAAGAUUUCCACCACAUCCAGCAUCAGGAAUUUAACCAUCAGGAGCAGCUCUCUGUCCGAACCCCUGGAAGAGCUGAGCCCCAUUGCAGCCAUCUUCGACACGGAAAACCUGGAGAAGAUCUCCAUCACGGAAGGGAUAGCGCGGGGCAUUGUCGACAGCAUCACUGGGCAGAGGCUCCUGGAGGCUCAGGCCUGCACGGGCGGCAUCAUCCACCCCACCACUGGGCAGAAGCUGCCCCUCCAGGAUGCAGUCUCCCAGGGCCUGAUUGACCAGGAUAUGGCCACCAGGCUGAAGCCUGCUCAGAAAGCCUACCUCGGCUUUGAAGGAGUGAAGGGGAAGAAGAAGAUGUCGGCAGCAGAGGCAGUGAAAGAAAAAUGGCUCCCCUAUGAGGCCGGCCAGCGCUUCCUGGAGUUCCAGUACAUCACCGGGGGCCUGAUGGACCCCGAAGUGCAAGGGAGGAUAAGCACGGAAGAAGCCAUCAGAAAGGGGUACAUCGAUGGCCGGGCAGCUCAGAGGCUGCAAGACACCAGCAGCUACGGCAAGAUCCUGACCUGCCCCAAAACCAAGCUGAAAAUAUCCUAUAAGGAUGCCGUGAAUCGCUCCAUGGUGGAAGACGUCACCGGCCUGCGCCUUCUGGAGGCCUCCUCGGUUUCGUCCAAGGGCUUGCCCAGCCCUUAUAACAUGUCCUCUGCCCCAGGCUCCCGCUCGGGCUCCCGCUCCGGCUCUCGCUCCGGCUCCCGAUCCGGUUCCCGCAGUGGGUCCCGGAGAGGAAGCUUCGAUGCAACAGGCAAUUCUUCCUACUCUUACUCCUACUCCUUUAGCAGUAGCUCUAUCGGGCACUCGUAGGUGGUUGGAAAUGGUUGCUAGACCUUAGCUUUCAUUUAUAUGAAUUUUCACUUUACUAAAUAAUAGAAAAAGAAAACCUCGUGCUUGCAGAAUAGUGAUAGAACUUUCUAGGCUUAAGAAAACAUAGCCAUGGGGGGUAUCAGUAAAGGCUGUUCUGGCUUUUUAUCUUCUUAGCUCGCCUGAACUAAUGUCAUACAUUGGAUGCAGUGUAUAUGAAGCAGUAAUCACUUGUAAGGACAGCACAAAUUGAACCUAGAGUUUUGUUUCUUCGCUUCUGUGUUUAGAGUUUUGAUCGAUGCUUCUUGAACUAAUUUUGUCCUACAAUCCAGAUUUCUGUUCUUAGAGAUAAAAAUGAAAUUGACCUUGUAGUCAUCAGUUUGUUUCUCAUCUAAAUAGUUCCAUUUUCUGUAUUAGGAGAAAAUUACCCUCCCCCCCCCCCC
Molecule: messenger RNA, 9398 nt
Organism: Hippopotamus amphibius kiboko
Lineage: Eukaryota; Metazoa; Chordata; Mammalia; Artiodactyla; Hippopotamidae
Gene: DSP
Product: desmoplakin
Exons: 24
Coding region: 328-8958 (2876 amino acids)
Biological process (GO): skin development; cell-cell adhesion; wound healing
Cellular component (GO): intercalated disc; intermediate filament; cytoskeleton
Molecular function (GO): protein binding; structural molecule activity
Source: RefSeq, a predicted model, not a curated record